AGUGCCCGGCGAUCCUGCACCGGAUGGUCGCCGAGGGUGCCCUGUCGGUGGGGCUGCAGGCCACCUGCCGGAACCUGCACUUCGACCGCCAGGGCCGCCUCGUGCAGCGCCUGGCGGACCGCGGCCGCGGCCCGGACGGGGGCGCCCGCGCGGCCCCGGCGCCGCCGGGGGCGGAGCGCCUGGUGGAGGCAGGGGGCCAGGGGGCCCUGCUGGUGGGCGGCGACGACGGCAGGAGGCAGCUCGUCGACCUCGCGGCCGCCGCCGAGCAGGCCCGCGACUGCGGCGCGCUGUGCGGCAGCGGGACGCAGGUGGCGGAGCGGCUGGCCGAGGUGGGCAAGCUGGCCGUCAGGUACCAGGACAGCGCGCCCCCGGUGCCCUGCGACGUCGCCCUCGCGGAGGGCCUGGCCGAGCAGGCGCCCGGCGCUUCGGCGCCGGCCGCGCCGCAGCGCCGGAAGCGCCGGCGGAGGCGGCGCUUCGUGAUCGAGUCGGAGGCGUCCUCCGGGGAGGAGGACUCGGGGGACUCGCUGCUCGAGCGCCUGGGCCACGAGGUGCAGCUCGCGCCAGGGCCGCGCGGGAGUCCGCCGGGGCCGCCGGGCGCCCCCGAGGCCGAGGAGGGCCAGUGCCAGCGGCCGGAGCAGCCAGGCCUCCUGCGGCCGCCCCGGGUGGCCGGCAAGCGGACGCGGCACGCGGAGAAGAUCGGGCUCAGGAGGGGCCUGGAGCACGGCAACACCGUCGUCCUGCUGGCCCGGCCCGCCGCCCGCGCCGACGCUGCGCCGCCUGCGCCGCGGGG
Messenger RNA from Prorocentrum cordatum, 790 nucleotides. NCBI's taxonomy places the organism in Eukaryota, Dinophyceae, Prorocentrales, Prorocentraceae. The record is from the annotation of a GenBank genome assembly.